Messenger RNA from Monopterus albus (swamp eel), 918 nucleotides. RefSeq names its product alpha-(1,3)-fucosyltransferase 7-like. The transcript has 2 exons. Gene Ontology annotation, molecular function: alpha-(1->3)-fucosyltransferase activity. Gene Ontology annotation, cellular component: membrane. Lineage: Eukaryota; Metazoa; Chordata; Actinopteri; Synbranchiformes; Synbranchidae. The coding region runs from base 1 to 588 and encodes 195 amino acids. The record is from RefSeq and is a predicted model, not a curated record.
AUGACCAUACUGGUGUGGUACUGGCCCUUCAACACGCCAAUGAGCCUGGAGGGUGACGUGUGCUGGGACCUCUACCACAUCCCUCGCUGUAAACUGGUGGACCAGCACUUUUUGUUCCCCUCAGCUGAUGUGGUGGUGUUCCACAACAGAGAGCUGGUUAGGGGCCAGCAGAAGCUGCCCUUAGACCUUCCACGGCCACAGGGCCAGACGUGGGCCCGGAUGUCCAUGGAUUAUAUCACAGAGAAGCUGUGGAGGAAUGCUUACCAAGGCGGGGCAGUACCUGUCGUCUUGGGGCCACCAAUCAGUGAUUACAAAGAUGUGGCUCCACCCAACUCUUUCAUCCAUGUUGAUGAAUUUGCAUCAGUGCGUGAUUUGAGAAAGUUUCUACAGGAGCUGGCAAAGGACAAGAAAAGCUACGCUGAAUAUUUUUCUUGGAAAAAACAGUGGAAAGUGAAAAUGUUCUCAGACUGGAGGGAAAAACUGUGUAAGAUCUGCACAAAGUACAACAGUUUACCUCAGCACAAGGUUUACUCAGAUCUACAGUCCUGGGACAAGAAUAAUAACACAACUUCCAUUGGCAAAUUGUGAAUUUUACCACAUUUCUCCCAUGUGCACGCCAUGUUUUAAUUUUCUGUGUCAGUCGCAAUUUUUUUUCAUUAUUGCAUAAUUUGUGAUGCAUUUUUCAUGUUGCUAUCCCAACAAAAAAAAUGUGAAAAAAAUUAACAGAUUGACAGAAAAUAGAUGAAAUGGUCAUAGAAAAUUAGGGACAAAGCCAUUUUUAUUGCAGAAAAUCUAGUGAAUCACAUUCCUGAGACUCAGGAAACUUUGUCCAAGAACAGUGUGGAAACUAUUCACCGAUCAGCCAUAACAUUAUGACCACCUGCCUAAUACUGUUUAUAUAGGAGUCAAUGUGGCAGC